Chaetomium fimeti is the source of this 1641-nucleotide messenger RNA. RefSeq lists its product as uncharacterized. The transcript has 2 exons. Lineage: Eukaryota; Fungi; Ascomycota; Sordariomycetes; Sordariales; Chaetomiaceae. The coding region runs from base 1 to 1641 and encodes 546 amino acids. The record is from RefSeq and is a predicted model, not a curated record.
AUGUGCCGAGUCAAGGAGGGGAAAGUCCAGAAGCCGAGCGUCGCCCCCGCGGCGGCACCGCCCCGGAGGCGCGGCAGGCCGGCCAUCGACUGGACCCGGUCCCGCAAGCGGCGCCUGCUCCGGCUGUACCUCUGCACGCCCGAGGCCGAGCUGUCCCUGAAGAACAUACUCGGUCUCCUGGCCGAGGGCCCCUUCCAGCCCAAACCACGCCACACACAAUGCCUCCUCAACGACAUGCUGUCCAAGUCCUACCGCCAAAAGCGGCCCAAGAACAGGACCACCAUGGGCGAGCGCCUGGCCUUCCUCCGGGCCGCCCGGUGCGGCCAGCUCCAAACAGAUCCACCGCAGCAGCGCGGCAUCGCCAAGGAGUGUGCCAUCCUCCUGAAAGCGCGCCCCGGCGGCGGCGGCGGCGGCGGCGGGCGCCCGGAGGCCGACGUGGCGGCACGGGCGAGAAACGCCAGCGGGGAGCCAGACGACUUCGACUCGCCCUGCUCGCCUCUGAGCCAAAAGCCGGACACGGCGUCGAACCCGAGUCGCGGGUCCUUGGACACGGGGGAGCCGCGGCGCACUUCGCUGGCUAGCAGUGAAGAGGCGGGCCCCGCUGCCGCUGAGGCGGUGGUGUCACCUGCCAUCUUCCGAAAUCCGUGGUCGACCUGUGAGGACGUGCGCUGCGAGAGGGCCGAGUUCCUCCGCGAGCGGUGCCCGAGCCGGUCCUCGUCGUUCCUGGCUGACGUGGCUAGCUUGCUGGGCGGGCUGUCGAUCCGGUCGAGCCUGUCCCGUUCGUCGAGCGGGUCGUCGCGGCGGAGUGCGCGGUCGGUUUCGUCGAGGGUUGAGGCGCUCGGCUCGGAGGCGCAGGGUGACUGGGAGGAACGGCCUUCCUCUGGGGUGUCGACGGCGGAGAGUUUUGCUUGGUCUGGGGAUAUGGCCGUGGUUGCUGGGCUUGAUGAAGUGGCGUUUGCGUCAUCUGAGUGGACAAGCCUGGCGAGGGAGUCGUACAACCCGGGAGGCAGUCCUCAUACACUGGAGAAUCAAGAACUGGUCAGGUUCUGUUGCGGCAGGACGUCCUGGUGCAUACACCAGCGCAUCAACGCCGUUUUGAUGCAUGGAAGCCCGGCCGAGACAUUCGCCUGCACCGCGGCCGAGGUGAACAGCCGCGACGGGCUCGGUAACACAGCGCUCCAUGUCGCCGCGCGAUGGGGGGCGCCGGGGCCGGUGCUCUUCCGCAUGAUGAUGCUAGCGUCACAUCCCAAUGCCGCCAACCACCGCGGCGAGACCUUCCUCCACGUCCUCGACCCAACACCCCUCAACCCCGGCGAACUCGCCCACAUCACCAAGCGCCUCGCUCGCAGCGGGUUCGACUUCACGCAGCUCGACCACUCCGGCCGGAGCUUCGCCUCCCGGCUGCUAUCCCGCCCCUCAUUCUCCCUCGACUCCCUCGAAGCAGUCUUCUGCCACCUCGCCGAGCCAGCCCGCCUAGCUCUCCUCUGCGCCGGCCCCCACCAGCUCAUCAACGGCAUCCGCGCGCGUCUCGCCGCCGACCCCGCACAGACGCCAGACUUGGCCGCGGAGUAUUGCACUUACUUCACGGCGCGCUACGGCACACCCGUCGGCUCGUUCAGCGGCUGCUUUGCUCCGCCGUGA